Molecule: messenger RNA, 414 nt
Organism: Iphiclides podalirius (scarce swallowtail)
Lineage: Eukaryota; Metazoa; Arthropoda; Insecta; Lepidoptera; Papilionidae
Source: the annotation of a GenBank genome assembly
AUGCCGGUCAGGUUUAAUGACGUGAAAGCUCGUAGUCACGUCACCGAUGUCCAAUCGUAUAAGCUACUCCGCUUCGGAGACGGUGGGACGUUCCAGCGCCGUCGGGAACUUUCUAGAUGCAUUAGCACGCUUGUGGAGGCGACGGCUUCUGCGCAGUUAACGGUGCACGAAGCGAUCGUACGCUAUUUCACUGAUUUCUAUUUCCGUGGACGCGCGUCGAUCAGGAGGGACGGUUUAACGUUGGCUCGCGAACAGACGGCCGCGCUGCUCUUUCAACUUCGCUCAAUUCGAACUUUCGGCGACGCCGGAUCAAAGGCGUUAAGUUUGGGCCCCGCGACCGUGAGGCCUCCUUCCAUUCCCUCGCAGGGGUGGACGUCGGAACUUUUCCUAUUCCGAAAUCUCGUGUACGGGAAA